Messenger RNA from Penicillium taxi, 1446 nucleotides. RefSeq names its product DnaJ domain protein. Gene Ontology annotation, biological process: protein import into peroxisome matrix. The record is from RefSeq and is a predicted model, not a curated record. Lineage: Eukaryota; Fungi; Ascomycota; Eurotiomycetes; Eurotiales; Aspergillaceae. The transcript has 5 exons. Bases 1 to 1446 code for a protein of 481 amino acids. Gene Ontology annotation, cellular component: cytosol.
AUGGUUGCAGACACCAGCUACUACGAUGCUCUAGGCGUCCCGCCGACUGCCACUGAGCUGGAAAUCAAGAAAGCCUACCGCAAGUUGGCUAUCGUCACUCACCCGGAUAAGAACCCUGGCGACGAGACUGCACAUGAACGAUUCCAGGCUAUCGGCGAGGCUUAUCAAGUUCUCAGCAACGAAGACCUACGAAAACGAUAUGAUAAAUUUGGCAAAGAAGAUGCAGUCCCUGGUGGUGGCUUUGAGGAUCCCUCGGAGUUUUUCAGUAUGAUCUUUGGCGGCGAGGCCUUUGUCGAUCUUAUCGGAGAAAUCUCGCUCAUGAAAGACUUGACCGCGACGAUGGAUAUCACUAUGCAAGAGAUGGAGGAAGAAGAGCUAGCAGAAGCUGCAGCCGAAAAGCUCAACAUUCAUGACGAGGAGGUAAAAGCCGCUACUGGCGAUGCUAGUUCAGCCAAGGACUCCGCAGCAGGUGCUUCGGCAUCCACAGAGAAAGAGAAGGCUCAUUCUCCUCCAACCUCCGGUAGCAGUACCCCCCGCCGACAUCUAGGCCAGCAGGCCAUUAUGGACAAAUCGGAAGAAGAAGCGCGCAUGGAUGCAGCUGGUCUGUCGCAAGAAGAGAAGGAAUUGCGCAAGAAGGAGAAGAAGAAGGGUCUCUCCAAAGAACAACAAGAGCGCCUGGCCGCGUUUGAGGCGGAGCGGAAAAAGGCUCGCGAGGAACGUAUCAGCACUCUGGUUAACAAGCUUGUUGACCGUCUUAGUGUGUGGACCGAAACCGACAAGACCAAGGAUGUGACUCACGCUUUCGAGGAGAAAAUUCGCCUUGAAGUCGAGAAUCUGAAGAUGGAGUCAUUCGGAUUAGAGAUUUUGCAUGCAGUUGGUGCCACAUAUGUGCAAAAGGGUACCUCUUUCCUCAAGUCCCAAAAGUUCCUUGGUAUAUCCGGCUUCUUCUCUCGCCUGAAGGAUAAGGGUACCCUGGCCAAGGAGACUUGGACCACUAUCUCGACUGCCAUCGAUGCGCAGAUGACCAUGGAAGAGAUGGCUAAGUUGGAAGAACGCGGAGGCGAGGAUUGGACUGAUGAGAAAAAGGCUGAGUACGAAAAGAAAGUCACUGGCAAGAUCCUUGCAGCGGCAUGGCGUGGAAGCAAGUUUGAGAUCCAGAGCGUCCUGCGCGAGGUCUGUGACACAGUUCUAGGCGACAAGCGCAUUCGCCUCGACAAACGUGUAGAACGUGCUCAUGCGCUAGUUCUUGCCGGUAACAUCUACCUCAAGGCCGCGCGUGAUCCCGAGGAAGAGGGUGACUACAUGGCCUUUGAACAGUUGAUGACCGAAGCGAUGCAAAAGAAGGGCAAGGAUGACAAGAAGAAGAAGGAUAAGAAGAAACAUAGCCACGAGCACUUGCACGAGGCUUCAGAAGAGGCAUCAACUCAUGCUUCUGCCUCUGCUUAG